AUGGACGUGGCAGGCCUGCGAGAUGCUGGCAGCGGCGCAGCCCCGCCUUGUUUGGCCACGGGUGGAAACAGACUGGAGCAAAUAAAGUUCAAGAAGCUCUCUCCUCUGCUAUCGGAGCAUAGUUCUGUGUAUGCUGUUUCCUGCCACAGUAGGGUCAUCCCACAGAAAACAUUUGGCUCUAUGGCUAGUCAGGCACCUGAGAAAUCUGAGAAAUGUCAGUGUGAGACACACCAUGCUAAGAGCAUCCUGUACGAGAUCCUUAACAAAGAGCAUCGAAAUGAGACCAAGUGGCACCAGCAAUAUUACCGACUCCACUGCUCCAUAGGAAGCAACGGCUGCUCUUGUGUAGACAGCAGAAGAGUUGUCCUGAAAAUGCCAGAAGUCACGUGCAGAAGAGCUUCUGAAGUGCUCUUGAAGACAUCAGCUUUUAUCAGAAACUUGCCUUCUUUUUAUCACAUGCCCUGGGAGGAUCAAGUUACUCUCAUACAGCAGAACUGGGCCCCUCUUUUUGUCCUGGGCCUGGCACAAGAAGGGGUGGAUUUUGAGCUGAGAGAGAUUUCAGCCCCUAGUUUGUUGAAAAAAAUUCUUCUCAAUCAAUCUUCUAUGGCUAGUGAUGAACUAGGCAGCUCCUCACUUGGAGCAUCUUUAGCAGAAGUGCAGAAGAUGAAGAAUUUAUUGUGGAAAUUAUGGAACCUGGACAUAAGUGCAAAAGAAUAUGCCUACCUUAAAGGAAUUAUUCUUUUUAAUUCUGGACAGCAUGUCCUAAAAUGUCUUCCCUAUGUACAAACACUGCAGCAGGAAGCUCGGCAAGCUUUGAUGGAGUUUAUCUCAAUGAUGUUCAACAGACACCUAGGCAGGUUUGCUUGGAUUCUUCAGCUACUCAACUCUCUCCAAGACAUUGAUGCAGAUGCUAUUGAAGAACUCUUCUUCAGGUCCAUCUUAGGAGAGGUCACCUUAAAUGAAUUACUUUUAGAAAUCCUAUAUAUCAAGCCAGACUGUCUUUGAAAAUA
Messenger RNA from Struthio camelus australis, 1010 nucleotides. Its product is annotated as nuclear receptor subfamily 0 group B member 2-like. NCBI's taxonomy places the organism in Eukaryota, Metazoa, Chordata, Aves, Struthioniformes, Struthionidae. Gene Ontology annotation, cellular component: nucleus; cytoplasm. The record is from RefSeq and is a predicted model, not a curated record. Gene Ontology annotation, molecular function: transcription factor binding; transcription corepressor activity. Gene Ontology annotation, biological process: negative regulation of transcription by RNA polymerase II.